AUGGGGCGGUUGGCAUGGUGCAGUUUUCUGCUGCUACAAGCGAGCGCCAACUUCGAGCCGUUUGCUGAUGUCGAGGAGCUGAAGCCGCACCGGCUGCAUGAGCAUUGCGAGGAAGCGGCGGAUGAGGAUGGUCACCGAUGGUGUUCAAGAUCCAUCAAGAAGCGCCUCGAGGAUGGGUCUGACAUCGAGCUGAACUGGAGGAUGCACAUCAAUCCUGACCGGAUCUUGUCUCUGGACACAGAGGCAGAGCACGGCGUCAAGAUUACCAGGUGUGCUCCAGACGAGCUGGACUUGUUUGUUCCACACACUCACCUUGGGCACCUCGAAGCGGGCAAGUUUAUUGUUGGCUCGCACUUUGUGCACAACUGCCCGCACAUUCCCGAGAGUGCCAUGUACCACAAGAUCGUACAGGUGCAGAGGAAAAGGACCUCAGAUGGUGGCGUUGGAAAGAUGUUCCACUAUCAGCUUGCCACAGAGGCGGUCCCUCACAUGGGAUACACUGCGAAACAUGUGAACUUCUACUUCAACUACAUGCCCGUUGAGGCCCGUGAGGAUGACUUCUGGCCAAAGAGGCGAUCUUACCUUGAUCUCCCACGCGAGCAGCGCCAGCAGCAGCGAAGGCUCUUCAAUUUUCCAGGUUUUGUUCAGCCCAAUGCUGGAGAUUUCCACACGCAAGGUCAAACCUCAGCUGAUAUGCAGAGGACCAACGGCAUUGUGAGCUUCAACCCCGAUCAGUUGUCGAACUUCGGGUGGAACUGGAACUUCUUCCUGAACGAAACCAAGGCGCCAAGGUUUGUGAUCGACCAGCCGGACACCCAUGGCACCUUCAUUUUGGAGAAUCCUUACGUCAAGGCUCAUGCGGGCUGCUUCUUGAACUUCACUUCCCGCUUUGAAGGCUUCAUGCAUGCGCCCCACAUCAUUUGGCAAGCCGGGCUGAACGGCAAGGGAAUCAUGCAGGCCACGUGA
Cladocopium goreaui is the source of this 966-nucleotide messenger RNA. NCBI's taxonomy places the organism in Eukaryota, Dinophyceae, Suessiales, Symbiodiniaceae. The record is from the annotation of a GenBank genome assembly.